AUGCCACCAGCAGAAACACGUAAAUUAGACGACAUCGCGAAGAUGAUCGUAUGUAAAACUCAUAUUGGUACUAAAAAUGUCGAGGAUAAAAUGCUCUCAUAUGUCUAUAAGAGAACUCAUGAAGGUAUUUUCUUGAUUAACUUGGCCAAGACUUGGGAAAAGAUCCAAAUAGCAGCUAGAAUUAUAGCAACUAUUGAUAAUUUGGCGGAUGUAGUUGUGGUUUCUCAAAGACCAUAUGGUUCAAGGCCUGCACUCAAAUUUGCACAGCAUACAGGAGCUCACGCAAUGGUUGGCCGUUUUACUCCAGGUACACUCACCAACCAGAUCACUCAGAAAUUCAUGGAACCACGCCUUUUGAUCGUUACUGAUCCACGUGUAGAUUCACAGGCUGUUAUUGAGAGUUCUUAUGCCAACAUCCCAGUUAUCGCUCUCUGUGAUACUGACUCUCCAUUACAAUAUGUAGAUGUUGCCAUUCCAUGCAACAACAAGGGUAAAGAAUCCAUUGCUCUUAUGUACUAUUUGUUGGCUCGUGAGGUUAAUUUCCUCAAAGGUAAGACUGACAAAUGGGACGUCAUGGUUGACGUUUUCUUCUGGAGAGACCCAGAGGAGUAUGAGAACUCUGCAAUUGGAGCCGAUAUGGAGCUUAAUGAUGGUAUGGGAGUUGACGUUGAAGGUGCAGCUGUUGACAGUGCUGCUGCUGCAAAUGAAUGGGGUGGUGUCUCAGGAAGCUGGGGAGGAGCUGCGGCUGACGAAUGGAGAAAUGCUCCAUGA
This is a messenger RNA of Cryptosporidium ubiquitum, 771 nucleotides long. Its product is annotated as 40s ribosomal protein. The record is from RefSeq and is a predicted model, not a curated record. Gene Ontology annotation, molecular function: structural constituent of ribosome. The coding region runs from base 1 to 771 and encodes 256 amino acids. Gene Ontology annotation, cellular component: ribosome; cytosolic small ribosomal subunit; 90S preribosome. Gene Ontology annotation, biological process: cytoplasmic translation; ribosomal small subunit assembly. Lineage: Eukaryota; Apicomplexa; Conoidasida; Eucoccidiorida; Cryptosporidiidae. The transcript has a single exon.